CACCGGACCAACGAAGUCGCCUUCACGAGAGCAACUGAGCCUUGCAAUAGCAUUUCGACACACAUCUUGUCAGCUGAUCUAAGCAAGAUCAUUAUCGCCGUAGGAGAGGGGUCCGGCUAUCGCAAGCCGUGCAGCUCAUGCUCUUUGGCCGUGAACAUGUCUCCUCAACAUCAUCCAUGCGCCCUUCAAGUAAGCGGUUAUCCGAAUAGACGGUGUCGAUAUUGGACAGGCAUGAAGUACGGUAUAGCGCCUUGCUAAACAUUCAUCGAUCAACCCGACGACGACUGCAUUUCAAGAUUUAGAAACAGCACCUAUGGCGGGAAUAUAUAUGUCAGAGGACAAGUUCACGAUGGAGGAUAUGAUGGAAAAAGACCCUACGCUCGAAGUCAAUGGCAUACCAGACCAGGCCAAUGGACCCAGACCUGAUCCUCCACAGCGAAAUGGAGAGCCUCGACCACCAGAUUGGAUACCACUGUACAGAAAGCCGAUGCGGACGCCGACACGGAAAUUGCGAAUUGCUUGUAUAGGAGCUGGCAUCUCAGCGAUGAAUCUGGCUUACAAGAUAUAUCAUGAAUGGCACGACGUAAUUGGCGAAUUCACUGAACUUGUUAUAUACGAAGCAAACGAAACAUUGGGUGGAACGUGGCUUGUCAAUACCUACCCAGGAGUGGCGUGCGAUGUUCCUGCCCACAUUUACACUUUUCCGUUUGAACCGAAUCCCAAUUGGAGCGCAUAUUAUGCCUCGGGUGGAGAAAUCUUAGAGUACUUCAGGAAGACCGUGGACAAGUACGACCUCGCACGCGACGUCAAAUGUGGCCAUCGCGUUUCAUAUGCACAAUUUCACGAGGACGAAGGCAAAUGGCAUCUGAAGGUGGAAACCAAGUCUGGCACAGUAGAAGAUACUGCCGACGUUUUCGUCUCUGCUGUAGGCUUCUUGAGCAAAUGGAGGUGGCCAGAUAUUCCUGGACUCGCAGACUUCAAAGGAUCGAAAAUGCACUCCGCCGACUGGGAUCCGAGCUUUGACUACACCGGCAAGCGAAUCGCAGUCAUCGGCAAUGGUUCCAGUGCCAUACAGAUCCUUCCUCAAAUGGUAGAGAGAGCAUCCCAUCUCACAAACUUCAUCCGAAACCCAACAUACAUAACUCCAGGCCUAGGAUCCGGCAUUAUCGGAGGACAGACACAAUACUACUACACCGAAGAAGAAAAACAAACAUUUCGCGAAGAUCCAGAAGCACUGAAAGCCUACCGCAAGAAAAUCCAAGCCGGCUCCAAUCGCGCCUUCGACAUGUUCGUCAAGAAUUCCGAAGCCCAAGAAUCCGGCCGAAAAGCCACAGCAGAACAAAUGAAGCAAAAACUUGGCGGCGACGAAGAAUUAGCCCAGAAGCUCAUACCAGACUACGAAGUCGGCUGUCGACGCAGUACGCCAGGACCAGGUUAUCUCGAAGCCUUCAAACGCUCCAACGUCUCCCUAAUCACAACCCCCAUAAAAUCCAUCACUUCAACCGGAAUCCUCACAUCCGACGACACACACCAUGACUUGGACGCCAUAAUCUUCGCAACAGGCUUCGACGUAUCCCACAAACCCCCCUUCCCGCUCAUCGGCCGCAACAAAAAAUCCUUGGCAGACUACUGGGACCCCGAACCAAUGUCAUACCUAAGUCUUUGCGCCUCAGGAUUUCCUUCAUUUUUCACGUUCAGUGGACCGAAUGCGCCCGUUGGACAUGGAAGUCUGAUGGCGGGCUUGGGUUGGUCGGCGGAGUAUAUCUGUAAAUGGAUACAGAAGAUUGCGGAAGAGGAUAUCAAGUAUGUGGAUGUGAAGCAGGAGGUUUUGGAGGAGUUUAAUACGUAUAGUGAUGAGAUUAUGCAGACCCUGGCUUGGAGUGGAGGGUGUCAGUCGUGGUAUAAAAAUCAUCGAAAGAAUGGGAAAGUUACUGCUGUUUGGGCCGGCUCAGCCAUCUCUUACCACGACAUGAUCUCCAGUCUGAGGCCCGAAGAUUUUAAUAUUGUGUAUCGGUCCAGAAAUCGAUUCAGAUUCAUGGGAAAUGGGAGGACGAAGAGGGAAUAUGACCCUGAGGCUGAUUUGGCGUGGUACUUGAAGAAGUGAUGCAGUAAACCAGGAACCGUUGGCCGCUCGAGAUCGUGGUCGUGCUGCGAGUGGGGCAGGCAAGAGCUCGCAGGCGUAGAGUCGUAGACCUGAUGGAGCCGAGUUCGUAUACCUGCAAUGUGUAGAAGGAAUUGUACUCGCUCGAUGAUGCGAUCGUGUCGUAAGAGGGCCACGCAAGAGCUCAAGGGUGUAAAACGAAUACUGCGAUGGAGUUGGACUCGCUUUCAAACGCACGCUGCAUCAAAUUC
This is a messenger RNA of Pseudocercospora fijiensis CIRAD86, 2352 nucleotides long. RefSeq lists its product as uncharacterized. NCBI's taxonomy places the organism in Eukaryota, Fungi, Ascomycota, Dothideomycetes, Mycosphaerellales, Mycosphaerellaceae. The record is from RefSeq and is a predicted model, not a curated record. Gene Ontology annotation, molecular function: N,N-dimethylaniline monooxygenase activity; NADP binding; flavin adenine dinucleotide binding. The coding region runs from base 314 to 2104 and encodes 596 amino acids. The transcript has 4 exons.